CCUCAAAUUCCGUGUUGUCAGACGUCAAGGCGACAUAACUUCUAGCCUAACUAUGGGGGGCGAUGUUGACUAUCAGAUCUGCAGUCGAGAUAUACAGAGGCACUCCUCAAAUCUGUUCAUUGACAAAGAAGCCGACUGUACAGCUGAGGUUUGGAACCUUGGUUUCAGUUCGUUGGAAUCGCAGCGCAACAGCCGAGGCAUAAAAAAGCCAAUCAUCUCCCUCGUUCGUAACCUACAGGACUUGGAAAACCAAUGGAAAGGCUUGGAUGACUCCUCUACUAUUACCAUGAUAGUUAUUCGUCGGAAGAAUUCUUGGAGUAGAAUGAAGAUACUCCCUGAAAUGUUCAACUAUAUCAUUGCCUCGGUUGGCACGCCGCCACAGUUCCUAAAGAUUGUACUAGGCCUUGGUCAACGGACGUCCUCCGGGUAUGAAUCCUUCACGACGUUUUAUCGGAGCUUCAUGACACCAGUGGGCUCUGAACCAAACGUGGUAGCAAAUGGGUUUGACAUUUCUUACAAUAUCCGGUAUUUUGAGCCCCACGGGAGGCAACUUCAAGAUCCUUAUUCAUGCCGCCAGUCUGGAAUUCAUCACAAGUUUUAUUUUCAAGGCAGUCGCUCCACAUGGAUCAUUAUUCAGCCUCCUCAACUGUUCAAUGAAGACCUUCAACAAACAGAUUCCCAGGACAAGUCUCAUCCCUUGGCUCUUCACGUCCGUCUGAUCAAAUCAGCGACGUAUUACUUCAAGGAGUACCUCAGCUUUAAAGCAUCCCAACUGGGCUUAAUGGACGCUAAACUUAGCAUUUCCAAACCUUACGCUGAAUUCGACACGGAUUUUUCCACGAGCCAAGCUUUGCACCUAUUGAAGAAACAGCUUCUUCUAGCUCUUGAAGUAGUAGAUGGUGUCUCUCGCAUUACUCAGAAGCUGCUGAUUCAUCUGUGCGACCCGAGGACAUUUUCGAAUGUCCUCAGUCAAAUCAAUAUGAAGCUUGACCUUGGCCAGAUCAGCAGUGACAUGGAGGGUCAUAAGGCUACGAUCCGACAUUUGCUACAAGUAGUCGAAAGCAUCGGAGCCUUAAAUCGCGACAUUCUAGCACUUCGGAAUCAAGAGCUUCUAGUACAAAACAGCCAUGUUCUUUCGCAGCUUGCACAAGCUAGUGCUAAUGAAAGCAAAAGUAUAACAGCCAUGACCAAUAAAACUCAGCAAGAUUCGCGAGUCAUGCGGAUUGCAACAGUGAUAGCGAUGGUGUAUCUGCCCGCAAAUCUUGUCCUCUCUUUCUUCAGCACUUCUUUGGUCGAGCUUCGCACGACCACUCAAGCAGAGAGCACCAGUGCGAGGAUUAUGGUCUUUGACCAGGUAUGGGUGGCAGUUGUCAGUAGCUUUCUGCUCGUCAUUUUCAAUAUUGCUGCACUCAUAGUGUGGAACCGACUAGGUCCAAGGUAGACUGUCUAAUGUAUGUAACAUACACAUAAUCAGCUUGAUCAUGUGCAAAUUCCUUAAAGUUAAUCAACAAAGAAGCUAAGAGAUAGCCUUGCUAAGACAUGGCGGCUCACUCCAGACAAGAUCAUAAGACGAUUUUUAGGUUUAGUGUAUUGGCAGAUAGGAUGUGUACAUACUGUGGCACGAUACAUACAAGAUCGAGCUCAACAGAUCAAAGGGCAACCCGCAAUCGAGCUGGUAGAACAGAUCUCAAAUCCAAUCGCUGUAUUGUAUUAAGUGAAA
Molecule: messenger RNA, 1720 nt
Organism: Bipolaris sorokiniana ND90Pr
Lineage: Eukaryota; Fungi; Ascomycota; Dothideomycetes; Pleosporales; Pleosporaceae
Exons: 8
Coding region: 53-1441 (462 amino acids)
Source: RefSeq, a predicted model, not a curated record